AUGGUCAAAUUCCGGUUAGAAAUUGUAUUGGGUUUACAUGGCAACACUUUGGUAGCUGGGGGCAUGGAGACUGCAGAGGUGGGCUCUGUGAGAAGACGGUUCUGGCUCCAGAGCAGAGACUUGCCUGUAGCCCAUGAAAAUUUUGGAAGCAUCCUUGAUGGAGCAGGUGAAGUGCCUAUUACCAUCACCAUCGAACCAUCAGUUGUCCUUGUUGAAGAACAAGUGGCUCUGUCCUGCCAGCUGACAGACAGCGUCCCCUCUGACACAACUAUUGGAUAUAAGCCAACUUUAGACAGGAAUCUGCAAGAGGAGAAUAUGUGUCGCUACACGUGUAAGUCAAAAAAAUGGUACCCAAAGCCUGAAGUCAUUUGGAUGAACUAUGGAGGGGACACAGUAUAUGUGGAGGCCAAGACCAAUGUAACCUGGAGUGAGAGAGACCAUUUCACAGUGCAAAGCAUCAUCACAUUGCCUUGUGAGAACGUAGAUGUGGUGUGUGUAGUCAAACUCAUCAAAUCCGAGAUAAGCCGAUCAGAAAACAGGAACUUGUCCUGGAUUAUCUGCCUCCUUGUUGUCAUUAUUUUACCAGAGAACAAGAAGAAAGAAAUCGAAAACCAGAAGGAAAUUGAGAACCUGAAGAAGGAGAUUGAUGACAUCAAGGUUGAUGGCGACACAGCCCAUCCAAAUUUGUCUGUUGCUGUGGACAAGAAGAGUUUUAUGCAUAGAUCACAGGCCCAGAAAGUGACUCAAAAUGAAGGGAGUUUUGAUUCAUCUGUCUGUGUGCUGGGCUCAGAAGGUUUCUCCUCUGGGAAGCAUUACUGGGAGGUGGACGUUGAAAAAAGCAAUGACUGGGACCUGGGAGUAGCCAGAAAAUCUGCCCCGAGGAAAGGAGUAAUGUCUCUGUCACCUAAAGAAGGAUUCUGGGCCCUGGGCUUAUGUUUCAAAGGUUACUGGGCAAGAACGGAUCCAUGGACACGGUUAGUAGUGCAGAAAAAUCCCAAGAAAGUUGGAGUCUACCUUGAUUGUGAAGAGAAAAGCUUGACUUUCUUCAAUGUGACUGACAUGUCUGUGCUAUUCACUUUCAAAGACUGUGCAUUCUCAGAAGAAUUAUUGUGUGCAAAGUGA
Molecule: messenger RNA, 1122 nt
Organism: Opisthocomus hoazin
Lineage: Eukaryota; Metazoa; Chordata; Aves; Opisthocomiformes; Opisthocomidae
Source: RefSeq, a predicted model, not a curated record